This is a messenger RNA of Sciurus carolinensis (gray squirrel), 960 nucleotides long. RefSeq names its product olfactory receptor 7G2-like. The record is from RefSeq and is a predicted model, not a curated record. Gene Ontology annotation, molecular function: G protein-coupled receptor activity; olfactory receptor activity. NCBI's taxonomy places the organism in Eukaryota, Metazoa, Chordata, Mammalia, Rodentia, Sciuridae. The transcript has a single exon. Bases 22 to 960 code for a protein of 312 amino acids. Gene Ontology annotation, cellular component: membrane. Gene Ontology annotation, biological process: G protein-coupled receptor signaling pathway.
UUCAUCAGGUUCAUCAAAAACAUGAAAACUGGAAAUCAAACAAUUGUUUCAAAAUUCCUUCUCCUGGGACUGACAGAGGACCCAGGACUGCAGCCCCUCAUCUUCAGUCUAUUCCUGUCCAUGUACCUGGUCACCAUCCUGGGGAACCUACUCAUCAUCCUGGCGGUCAGCUCUGACUCCCACCUCCACACCCCCAUGUACUUCUUCCUCUGCAGCCUGUCCUUUAAUGACAUCUGUUUAAGCUCAAGUAUAAUCCCUAAGAUGCUGGUGAACAUCCUAGCUCAGGAUCAGAGCAUCACCUAUGCAGGCUGCCUCUUCCAGGUCUGCUUUGUCUUAGUUUUCAUGGCCAUGGAAAGUUGUCUGCUUGCAGUGAUGUCCUAUGACCGCUAUGUGGCCAUUUGUCAUCCACGUAGGUACACAGUCAUCAUGAACCCCAGUCUGUGUGUCCUUCUGGUUCUGGUCUCCCUAUCCAUCAGUAUUGUAGAUGGCCUCCUCCACACUCUGAUGGUGCUGUGGUUGUCCUUCUGCACAGACCUGGAGAUUCCCCACUUCUUCUGUGAACUUGAUCAGGUCAUCAAGCUGGCCUGUUCUGAUACUCUCAUUGAUAACAUCCUUAUAUAUAUUGCAGCUUGCAUAUUUGGUGGUGCUCCUCUUUCUGGGAUCAUUUUCUCUUACUGUCACAUUGUGUCCUCUGUCUUGAGAAUGCCAUCACCAGGAGGAAAGCAUAAAGUCUUUUCCACCUGUGGGUCUCACCUGUCUGUCGUCUCCUUGUUCUAUGGCACAGGAUUUGGGGUGUACAUUAGCUCUGUAUUUACUGACUCUCCCAGGAAGACUGCAGUGGCCUCAGUGAUGUACACCAUGGUCCCUCAAAUGCUGAACCCCUUUAUCUACAGUCUGAGGAACAGGGACAUGAAGGAGGUCCUGAGGAAGCUCAUCAGUGGAACAACCUCUCCUCUAUGA